Penicillium vulpinum is the source of this 822-nucleotide messenger RNA. RefSeq lists its product as uncharacterized. The coding region runs from base 1 to 822 and encodes 273 amino acids. The record is from RefSeq and is a predicted model, not a curated record. NCBI's taxonomy places the organism in Eukaryota, Fungi, Ascomycota, Eurotiomycetes, Eurotiales, Aspergillaceae. The transcript is spliced from 4 exons.
AUGGUGUCUACUACGACACAAGAGGUACUUAUGUACCCUAAGCUUGCUGUCGAAGCCCUCCCACUCUCCGCCGUUGAACGCAUCUUCCAUCUUGCCAGAAUAGAGGACACGGACUGGGAGGAUACAGACUGGGCGCUACUUCGGGCUCCGCUUGAGAUUGCAGACCACUGUACCACCAUUCUGAAAAUGGUCGAAGCUGCAAUUUCCAGGUCAGAUGGAAGACCUGAUAUUGCUGUGCGGCUUCGCCUAGGUAUUCUUCUUACUACUAUCUAUGCCACGCCUCCCAACCCACACUCUCCUAACUUAACUCCAAUCCCCAUGUCAUCAAAAUCUCCAUUUUUAUUCGGACCUGUUGUAUACAAGGAGAAAACGCACCAUCUACAAGGGUCCCCUGAUUGGUUUCUUUGGUACGGUCCGUAUGCAGAGAAAGAAAAGGAAAAUGUGGCCAUCAACUCAGUCAUCGUCGAAACAGAACAUGGCCGAUCUACCGACGGCGUACCUCAAGCUCUUGCUUAUAUGGGCAUGAUUCAUACACAGCGCCGGGCUGAGGGUAAGGUUGACUCUUCAGUUUUCGGUCUCUCUACCGACAAUGACCAGUUUCAUUUUCUUACAAUCGAUGACAAAAGUGAAUGGUCUCAACUAGACCUGAACUAUGUUCACCAUUUUCAGGAAAUUGUGGAAAGACUUGCCUACUUCCAUAAGCACGCCUCGACCCUAUCCGCUUCCGAUCACAGUGAUGAGCCACAAAGAGCCCAAUCGGUAUUCCACGCGGAAAAUCGCGGAAUCUAUGCGGUGCUGGUCGCUUUUUCAAGCAAUAAAUAG